AUGGAGGACCAGCACGCCGAAGUACAGACUAGUGUGCGCCCUGUUCCAUCUAUUGAUUUAACGCAGGAUGACUCCAACCCCAACGAAGCCACUCUUGAGAAUAUUGAAAACCAUGAAAGUCAGGCGUCUCCAAGAGCAGCUGUUCAGCGCAGCAUAAGGUUACAAUCUCUGGAUUCCUCGCCGCUUAAGUUCACAGGCCAAAAUUUUACUACACAACCGACAACAGGAAAACAGGGAUUUUUCGUCCCGCUCAACAAAACUGGUAACUCGAACGGAACCCACUCAGAUCCAUUAAAUGUCGACCAUAAAAAGCCAAGUAGGUUUACUAGUGCAAGUCGAGAGGCUAGCCUUCAAAGCCCUGCUUUUGAAAGCGGUGGUGAUAGUGUUAUACCCGAAAAAGGCAGCUUGUCCGGUGCAGGGAACUUACUAAGCGAGCAUAGUUUCAAAAAACGAAAAAUUGAAGAGGAUGAAGGCCGUCCUGAUACAUCUUUACAAAAUAUUCGUGACUUUAUUGAUCCUAGCAAAUCCCGGUACUUUCCUGGCAAAGCUUUGAACGAAGGUGGAUCCCUCGCUUCCCCAGAAAAUACGCCUGGAGAUCAACAUAAUUCUCAAGGCCCGGAGAUCUAUAAUGGUCCGCCAACCUUCAAACAACCAAGCUCCGAUUUUUCCCAUGAUGAGGAUGCCUUUUUUAGCUUCGAUGACAAAAGCAAUGCUGAUCAAAAGCCGGCCACACCUCCGUCUUUAACUCACAAUUCGGAUUUGAAGGAUAAUAAGCCUAUGGAUGGAGCUCUUUCGCCGCCUCUUGGACAAAAUCACGAAAUUAACCAUAAUCAGAACGCGCCCAUUAUAAUUUUAAGUGAUGAAGAAGAAGACGCUAUCUCACACAAAUCCACUGAGCUGGUCUCUACAAAAGCGGAAAGUUCGCGCAAGGUUUCUAAUGAGGAUGUGAAGCACUUUCGCUCUUUACAUGAAAGGAAUAUGAAAGAGCAGGCCGAAACGGAAAAGCAUAUGCUGAGUCUCAGGAAUACAUGUCGCGAUACGAAGGUCAUUUUAAAACGUAAGCUGCAGAAAAGAGAUGCUCUAAUCAAUGAAGUCCAGUCAAAGCUUGAUAUAUUAUCUCGAACUUCUUCGGUGUCAGGAGAAGAAGAUGUUGCACUAUUACAAGAGGAGCUUUCAAGCCUUAAAGAGAGGAGAUCGCAGACAAUGGUCAAGCUGCGAAAAGUUGAAAACAAAGAAAGCCUAAUUGUUGAUCAGCAUGCAAAAUUUGUUGCACGGCUCGAACCAAAGCUUCGUGAAUCCUACACAAACCUGCAAAAUGCGAUAAACAAUUACCGCCAAACUCGCAUGGUCGAGAAGCGAGCAGUUUUAAUGAGCGAAAAGUCUCAACUUGACAGCCUUUUUAGCAACGGAAAUAUUGAUCCGAGUGAGUAUCAACAAAGGCUGCGUUUCCUCAAUAAUGCUUUGAAUGACCUCCAUUCAACCCAAAGCGCCCCUAAUACUGAACCUCAUGUGUCUGACAUAUUUUUCAAAUCUAUAGGCGUUGCAAGAGAUUUGAUACUAAAGAACACGGUGCGCUCAGAUCAAAACAAGAUGUUGAUGAACAAGUACCUUGAUGUUGUUGAAAACUUUAAGAGAUCCUGUGAUAAAGGAGUUAGGUACAAUCUGCACACAAAAAUGCAAGUUGAAAAGGCUAUCACUGAUCUUUUUAGACACGGUGUUAAGAUGCCUGCAGUUUCCAAAAGUCUAAAGAGCAUGGGUUUUAUUGUGAAUCCAGAAGAUUACGACGCUGUGCGCUCUAGUGCUCACCAAAGGUCAAAUGAUGACUUUAUGGAAGUGUCGCAUGGAAAAGGGGAGGAUGAUGAUAUUCUUGAAAUUGUUAGAUCCCAGGAGGAGCAAAGUUUGGCACAUUCCAAUCCGCUUCAUCUAUCCAAUAUCUACAACAUGCACGACAAUGAUAGUCUACACGAUCUUCUCGAGGGCUUGAAGACGGCGGAAACUGAAAUAGAAGGUGAAGAACUAACGCCUCCAGAACUUACCGUUAAUUUGAUGAAGCAUCAACGACAAGGUUUGCAUUGGUUACUCAGUGUCGAGAAAUCACAAAAGAAAGGUGGUCUUUUAGCCGAUGAUAUGGGAUUGGGUAAAACCGUUCAAGCGAUAGCCCUCAUGCUAGCCAACAAAUCAAAUACCGAUAAGUGCAAGACAAACUUGGUUGUCGCUCCUGUUGCUGUGCUAAGAGUUUGGCAGGCUGAAGUGAGAACAAAAGUGAAAAAGACAUGCGGUUUAAAGGUCUUGAUUUAUGGAGGCAGCAAUGGUGCUAAAGUUGAGAAUUAUCGGAGCUUAUUAAGACAUGAUGUUGUGUUGGUUUCUUACCAAACAUUGGCAAGUGAAUUAAAAAAGCAUUGGCCUGCCAAGUUGGAGCAGGAUGCCGAGGGUGGAAACAUCGCUGAUAUACCUGAUAUUAAGGCAAUGAAUUCUCUCAAGGAGAGAAAGGAGUAUUGGUCGCCAUUUUUCUGUGAUGAAUCUGUUUUUUAUAGAAUUAUCCUUGAUGAAGCCCAGAAUAUCAAAAACAAAAAGACGCAAUCUGCAAAAGCAUGUUGUGCAUUAAAUUCAACUUACCGAUGGGCUUUAUCGGGCACCCCCAUGCAAAACAAUAUCAUGGAACUAUAUUCUCUGCUGAGAUUUCUUAAGAUAUCUCCGUAUAACAGAGAACAGAAGUUCAAGCUUGACAUUGGCAAUCCACUAGGAAGGUCCUCCAAUGACUAUGAUAGUCAUGACCGCAAACAGGCUAUCAAGAAAGUCCAGGUCCUUUUGAGAGCUAUUAUGCUACGGAGGACCAAAGACUCAAAAAUUGAUGGGAAGCCUAUUCUUGAACUGCCUGAUAAAAUUAUAAAACCUAUGGAGGAAACAUUGCAAGGCUUGGAGCUGACGUUCUACACGGAACUAGAGGCCAAAAAUCAAAAGAAAGCAGAGAAGCUUAUGAAGAAUCGCAGCAAAGGAAGCUAUUCGAAUAUUUUGACUUUGUUAUUGAGGUUAAGGCAAGCAUGUUGUCAUCCUGAACUCGUUAUUCUUGGUGAGCAUAAAAGUGAAAGCUCCAAGGUUGCAAAUGGUAAAAACUUUCAAAAUGACUGGUUACGUUUGUUUGAGUUAGCACGCAAUAUGCCCGCUGCAGGCAAAGAGACUGUUGCCGAAGGACUUGAAAACAUGAUAUGCCCAUACUGUAUGGAACAAAUGGAGCUCGAGUCAUCUGUGGUCAUUACACCGUGCGGGCACAUGCUUUGCGAAGGGUGUUCGCAACAGUACUUCGAAGAUGCGAGAGGCCAACAGAAUGCUCGAAAAGUUGUGAAUAGCGGGUAUCUCGUCCCUUGUCUUGUUUGCGAAAGGUACGUCAAUGACAGCGAAAUCAUAACCUACAAGCUUUAUGAUCAGGCUGUAAAUCAGAACUUAACCGCCGAAGGCUUGAAAAGAGAGUUCAGAAGCGAAAUGGAGGCUCAGAAAGACCGCCUCAAGAAUGGCUAUAAAAUUAACUUCGAAACGCUCGAGCCGUCCCAGAAAAUCAAGCAAUGCUUGGACAUAGUGCGCAAUGUCUUUGCAAAUUCGAGGGAUGAAAAGAUUAUCAUUUUCUCUCAGUUUACGACAUUUUUUGAUCUCCUUCAGCAUUUCAUUCGUAAGGAACUGGGUGUUCAGUACCUCAGAUAUGACGGAUCCAUGGACGCGCAAUCCAGGGCAGCUACUAUAGAAGGAUUUUACAGGAACAACGAGCGCAGACUGCUCUUGAUUUCAAUGAAAGCGGGAAAUGCGGGGCUCACGCUGACAUGUGCUAACCAUGUCAUUCUAGUCGAUCCUUUUUGGAACCCUUUUGUCGAAGAGCAAGCUAUGGAUCGCUGCUACAGAAUUAGUCAAACAAGAGAAGUGCAGGUUCACAGGCUCUUGAUUAAAGAUUCGGUUGAGGACAGAAUCUUAGAAUUGCAGAAGAAGAAAAGAGAGUUGGUUGAGAGCGCAAUGGACCCCAACAAGAUCCAAGAGGUUAAUCGCCUGGGGCGCCAGGAGCUUGGCUUCCUAUUCGGCCUAAACUCCUUGUAG
Messenger RNA from Lachancea thermotolerans CBS 6340, 4080 nucleotides. RefSeq names its product translocase ULS1 (gene ULS1). Lineage: Eukaryota; Fungi; Ascomycota; Saccharomycetes; Saccharomycetales; Saccharomycetaceae. The record is from RefSeq and is a predicted model, not a curated record. The transcript has a single exon. Gene Ontology annotation, cellular component: cytoplasm. The coding region runs from base 1 to 4080 and encodes 1359 amino acids. Gene Ontology annotation, molecular function: ATP-dependent chromatin remodeler activity; ATP binding.